AUGCGUCUAUUGACGCAUCGUAUCUUACCCUGGCUAGAGGCUCGAGUGGCCAGACUGCCUCAUCGUAUACACAUGGCAGAUCGGGGAGCACUCGGCCUCCUCGAACUGGCAUCCCUUACCUACCCGCCUGUAUCUACAAACUCCAUGCUCGCUGGCCCGCCAGCCAGCCCUGGCACGCCUGGCUUGACACCGGUUCAGACUGCCGCAGGCCCGGGCACCGGGCUUGGCUCGAACCAAGGCUCCGGCCAGCCAGGCAUCACAUGUCCAACCACUGUCGCUUCUCCAUCCGUCUCGAUAUCAGCCCCCUCGUCCUCCGCUGCGUCGUCCCAGCCAUUGCCGCCGCCACCGCCACCACCGCCGCCACCCCUUGCCUGCCUCGAUCUUCCGGGUGAGACGCCGGGUCGAUUCAGGGCUGUAGGUCCUCUGCCGCCCGGCCGAUUGCCGGCCUCGCCAGUGCAUCAACUUGGCCUUGCUGGUGCAUUAGCCCGUCUUGAGCGCGUUCGUUGUGCUCCCGGCAGCAGUCGUCCUGCUCGCCGUAUAGGCCUGCGGGCCAGUAAUGGCCGCCUUGUAUACUACGAUCUGGGCUGUCUACCGGUCGGUUCGGGACAAUUUGUUACAGCCAUGGCAAUGCUGUCAGCCAAUGGUUCUACCUGUUCUACGCAAGCGCCUCCAUUAUGUCAUAUCUUGGGGCCUCUUCUUCCCAGCACUCUGGAAGCCAACUGUCCUCCUGCUUACAUGGCCUGGCGACGUUCUAGACCGCAGCAACUCUUCCAGCUGCUUAACGACCUGCUUGCCAGUCAACCUGAGACAGCAAGACGACACCUGAUGCUUGUCUCGCCUCGCACUAUGGAAGUUGGCCCUCAAGGUCUUAGCCUUGUCGAGACAGGUUCUUCUGUUUCUUCCUCCAGCUUCUCAGCGGCUGCUUCCCAACCGGUGCCGUCUGCUUGUCCUAUGACUUCCCGUGGCCUCCUCUGCCUGGCUCAACCACCCCCAGCUCCGUCUGCUAUCAGCGCCAACUCUCCUGCUGGUGCCCUCUACCCAACUAACAUUCAGCCACCGACAAGAAGAACAUCCGAAGCUAACCAUUUCAGCCAGCUAGCCAACGAUCUGUUCGGCCCUCAACGUUCGCCCGAGGAAAGCAUACUGGCCUGCUUUGCUCCACACAAGCAGGUUGUUUAA
This is a messenger RNA of Protopolystoma xenopodis, 1179 nucleotides long. The record is from the annotation of a GenBank genome assembly. Lineage: Eukaryota; Metazoa; Platyhelminthes; Monogenea; Polystomatidea; Polystomatidae.